AGCACGAGCAGCUGAGCACCAGGAGCUGAAGGAGCUGAAGCCUCAGGCCACAAGAGCUGGGCCAGAGGAGACUUUCUGAGCAAAUGAAUGCUGCUAACAUGGACCUGGCUGAAUGCAGCAGAUGGAAUCAUGGAAUCACAGAAUCCUUUCUGUUGGGAAAGACCUCUGAGCUCAUCCAGUCCAGCUGGUCACCCAGCAGUGUCGAGCCCAGCACUAAACCACGUCCCUGAAGUGCCAAGGCCUGGACAACAGCCCUGAGUGAGGCCUGAACAACAGGCCCUGAGCCAAAGGUGGCCUCUGGAUGAACCUUCCAGCCAAAGCAGAAAACCAUUUCCUGAGGCAGCAAAUGUCCAACACCAGCUCCAUCAGCCACUUCCUCCUGCUGGCACUGGCAGAGACGCGGCAGCUGCAGCUCCUGCACUUCUGCCUCUUGCUGGGCAUCUCCCUGGCUGCCCUCCUGGGCAACGGCCUCAUCAUCAGCGCCGUAGCCUGCGGCCACCACCUGCACACGCCCAUGUUCUUCUUCCUGCUCAACCUGGCCCUCAGCGACCUGGGCUCCAUCUGCACCACUGUCCCAAAAGCCAUGCACAAUUCCCUCUGGGACACCAGCACCACCUCCUACACAGGAUGUGCUGCACAGCUCUUUUUCUUUCUGUUCUUCAUCUCAGCAGAGCUUUCCCUCCUGACCAUCAUGUGCUACGACCGCUACGUGUCCAUCUGCAAACCCCUGCACUACGGGACCCUCCUGGGCAGCAGAGCUUGUGCCCACAUGGCAGCAGCUGCCUGGGCCAGUGCCUUUCUCAAUGCCCUGCUGCUCAUGGCCAAUACAUUUUCCCUGCCCCUGUGCCAUGGCAAUGCCCUGGGCCAGUUCUUCUGUGAAAUCCCACAGAUCCUCAAGCUCUCCUGCUCCAAAUCCUACCUCAGGGAACUUGGGCUUCUUGCUCUUAGUGUGUGUUUGGCAUUUUGUUGUUUUGUGUUCAUUGUUUUCUCCUAUGUGCAGAUCUUCAGGGCUGUGCUGAGGAUCCCCUCUGAGCAGGGACGGCACAAAGUCUUUUCCACCUGCCUCCCUCACCUAGUUGUGGUCUCUCUGUUUGCCAGCACUGCAGUGUUUGCCUACCUGAAGCCCCCCUCCAUCUCCUCCCCAUCCCUGGAUCUGGCCCUGUCAGUUCUGUACUCAGUGGUGACUCCAGCCCUGAACCCCCUCAUCUACAGCCUGAGGAACCAGGAGCUCAAGACUGCAGUGUGGAGACUGAUGACUGGAUGCUUUCGGGAAUGUUAAACUGCUGGCCAG
Vidua chalybeata is the source of this 1291-nucleotide messenger RNA. Its product is annotated as olfactory receptor 14J1-like. Lineage: Eukaryota; Metazoa; Chordata; Aves; Passeriformes; Viduidae. Gene Ontology annotation, cellular component: membrane. The transcript has 2 exons. The record is from RefSeq and is a predicted model, not a curated record. Gene Ontology annotation, molecular function: olfactory receptor activity; G protein-coupled receptor activity. The coding region runs from base 302 to 1279 and encodes 325 amino acids. Gene Ontology annotation, biological process: G protein-coupled receptor signaling pathway.